Eucalyptus grandis is the source of this 2085-nucleotide messenger RNA. RefSeq names its product beta-fructofuranosidase, insoluble isoenzyme 3. The record is from RefSeq and is a predicted model, not a curated record. Gene Ontology annotation, biological process: carbohydrate metabolic process. The coding region runs from base 81 to 1838 and encodes 585 amino acids. Lineage: Eukaryota; Viridiplantae; Streptophyta; Magnoliopsida; Myrtales; Myrtaceae. The transcript is spliced from 8 exons. Gene Ontology annotation, molecular function: hydrolase activity, hydrolyzing O-glycosyl compounds.
ACCCUUCAUUUAAAAAUCAACCUCAUCCGUAAUAACUUCUCUCUCUUUCACGCUCUUCCCUUUGAGCCUCUUCUUUCGCGAUGGACGUUUCACGGUUUCUCCGAAAAUCUCCUGCACUGGUCUUUUAUCUUCUCCUCGUGAUCGUAGCUUUCGAUUUCGGCGACGAGAACUGCGCCGUCGAGGCGCGCCACAAGGUUUAUCCUGAGUACCAGUCCCUCCCGGCCGUCUCCGUGAAGUAUGCCCAUCGGACCGGCUACCACUUUCAGCCUCCUAAACACUGGAUCAACGAUCCAAAUGGACCCAUGCACUACAAGGGAUGGUACCAUCUCUUCUACCAAUACAACCCCAAAGGGGCGGUGUGGGGCAACAUAGUGUGGGCCCACUCGGUGUCCAAGGACCUGGUCAACUGGCGAGCCCUCCCUCCGGCCAUCUACCCCACCAAGCCCUUCGACAUAAAUGGGUGCUGGUCCGGGUCCGCCACCGUCCUUCCGGGCAAUCGCCCCAUCAUUCUCUACACCGGCAUCGACACCAAGAAUCACCAGGUCCAGAACUACGCUGUCCCUGCCAAUGCCUCCGACCCCUACCUCCGCGAGUGGACCAAGCCCGACAACAACCCCAUCGUCGACCCUGGGCCUGGCGUCAACGCCAGCGCCUUUCGCGACCCGACCACCGCGUGGUUCGAGGAUGGGCACUGGAAGAUCCUUGUUGGCAGCAGAAGGAAGCAUCGGGGGAUGGCAUAUUUGUAUAGGAGCAGGGAUUUCAUCCACUGGACCAAGGCAAAGCACCCGCUGCACUCGGCGCCGAAGACCGGCAUGUGGGAGUGCCCUGACUUCUUCCCUGUUUCAAAGAACAAUGCCAACGGGCUGGACACGUCGGCACUCGGCCAAGGUGUGAAGCAUGUCUUGAAGGUCAGCCUCGAUCUAACACGGUAUGAGUAUUACACGAUCGGGACUUAUCACCCUGACAAGGACAGGUACAUGCCGGAUAACACCUCGGCCGAUGGGUGGAGCGGCUUGAGGUACGAUUACGGCAACUGCUACGCUUCCAAGACAUUCUUUGACCCAGUUAAGAACCGGAGGCUCCUGUGGGGUUGGGCCAAUGAGUCCGACGCCGUCCAAUCUGAUGUCCAAAAGGGAUGGGCUGGGAUUCAGACGAUUCCAAGGAAAAUAUGGCUUGACAGCUAUGGAAAACAACUGUUGCAAUGGCCUGUUGAAGAGCUAGAAACUCUGCGGGGACAAAAUGUUCACAUGAGCAGUGUCAAGCUCAACAAUGGUGAACAUGUCGAGAUUAAGGGAAUUACAGCAGCUCAGGCUGAUGUGGACGUGGUGUUCUCGUUCUCGAGCCUGGACGGGGCCGAGCAAUUCGAUUCGAGCUGGCUGAACGCGCAAGACCUCUGCGGCUUGAAGGGGUCGGGAGUUCCAGGCAAUGUUGGGCCUUUCGGGCUCUUGACGCUGGCUUCUGAGCACCUGGAAGAGUUCACCCCCGUCUUCUUCAGGAUCUUCAAAGCCGAUGACCAAAACAAGCACAAAGUGCUCAUGUGCUCUGAUGCAAGGAGCUCGUCUCUCAAAUCAGGAAUCUAUAAACCAUCUUUUGCUGGUUUCGUGGACGUGGAUCUGAGCGAUGGGAAGAUUUCUCUCAGGAGUCUGAUCGAUCAUUCCGUGGUGGAGAGCUUCGGGGCCGGAGGCAAGACAUGCAUCACAUCUAGGGUGUACCCGACACUUGCGUUGCUCGGCAAUGCCCGUCUCUUCACCUUCAACAACGGGACUCAGACGAUCACGAUCGAGACUCUCGAUGCCUGGAGCAUGAACCGGCCGGUGAUGAACCAAGCUCUUGAGUAGAGCAAAAACGUCAGUAUGUCUUCGGCUCUAGGCAACAUUAGGUAGAGGACAGGGCUGUGUUUGAUGCCCAAUGUAAAUAGUAAAUAAUCGCCCUCUGACCGAGGGGCGAUAGCCAGCUAGAUCUUGUUUGUAGACAGCUGACAAGUAAUUUGCUUGCACAAAUAAAUUAAUUAGGAUGUUUAUUUGCUCCAAGAAUAUAUUUUCUUCAACCGGCCAUGCAUGAAACUGGUUAUAAAUAGAAUUAUCA